AUGACGGACACGAAAAACACGUCGACCCAGGACGUGCUCACGUCUGUCGUGACGAACGGCGUAAUCUGUGCUGUGUUUGUGGUGCUGUUUUUGCUGCUCAGAAUCAAGUUCAAGCGCAUCUACCAGCCAAAGUCCAGCUUCGACAUUGUGCCCGAUAGCGAGAAGCCCGCUCCGCUGCCGCAGGACCCGCUGACCUGGCUCUUCGUCCUGCUCAGAAAGCCGCCCUCCUUCAUCAUCCAGCAGGCCGGGAUCGACGGGUAUUUGUUCCUGAGAUACCUGUUUAUCGUGGCCUGCAUUGCUCUGGGAGGUAUAGCCACAUGGCCGGUUCUGCUCCCUGUGAACGCCACAAAUGGCAAGGGCGAGGAUGGGCUUGACCAGUUGGGCAUCUCCAACGUCAACGCGGCCAGCAGAUACUACGCCCACGUGUUUAUAUCGUGGAUCUUUUACUGCGUGGUGUUGUUUGUGAUCUACCGCGAACUGCACUUCUACUCCAGUCUGCGCAACCUCGUGCUCACGACGCCGGCGUACGCGAAAAAGCUCAGCUCCAGAACGGUCAUUUUCCAGACCGUCACCGACCAGUACCUCGACGAGGAGGAGUUUUUCAAGCUGUUUGAGGGCGUCAAGCGGGUCUGGGUGGCCAGAAGAAACAGACGGCUGUCUCGUGCGCUCAAGCGAAGAGAACACCUCACGAACGCCCUCGAAGUCGCCCUGACGAAGCUGCUCAAGCGUGCUGUCAAGGAGAAAAUCAAGGCCGACAAAAAGGGCCGUGUCAUCGAGAACCCUGACGACCUCUCGUCCUACGUGCCGUACAAAAAACGGCCCAAGAUGCGCAUCGGCGUGCCCAUCUUCGGCAAGAAGGUCGACACCAUUGAGUACUGCAAAGAGCAGCUGCCCAGACUUAACGAGCAAAUCGAGGAGUACCAGUCUACGCUCGUCGGCACACGGCCCAUGAACUCGAUCGCGGUCGAGUUCGAAAACCAGUACUACGCACAGCUCGCGUACCAGACCACGAUCCACGAUCUGCCAUACUUUUUCUCUCCAAAACACACCAACAUCAAUCCGGAGGAUAUCUACUGGCCCAACAUGCGUAUUUUCUGGUGGGAACGGCUCAUGAGGUUCCAUGGCGCUGUGGCCGCCAUUGUGGCCCUGAUCGUGCUCUGGGCGAUCCCGGUCUCGUUUGUCGGUCUGGUGUCCAACCUCACGUACCUGACCAACAAAAUGCACUGGCUCAGGUUCAUCUACAAGCUGCCGGAUGUGCUGCUUGGCCUGAUCACGUCAUUGCUGCCGACGGUGACACUGGCGGUGUUGAUGCUGCUGCUGCCGAUUUUUAUCAGGAAAAUGGGCCAGGUGUCUGGCUGUCUCACGGCCCAAAGCAUUGAAUACUUCACCCAGCAAGCAUACUUUGCGUUCCAGGUCAUCCAGGUGUUCCUUGUCACCACCAUCUCGUCUUCCUUUGCGUCCACCGUGACCCAAAUUGCAGACAGGCCCACCGAGGCGAUGGAGCUGCUCUCAGCCAACCUGCCGAAAUCGUCCAACUUUUACGUCUCCUACAUGGUUUUGCAGGGCUUUUCCAUUGCUGGCGGUGCGCUGUUCCAGGUGGUCAGUCUGAUUUUGUUCUAUCUGUUCAGUGCCAUGUUUGACAACACUGCCAGAAAGCUCUGGACCAGAUUCAACGACAUUGGCGGCUUUGCGUGGGGCACAACGUUCCCGAUUUACACCAACUUGGCCGUGAUUUUCCUGUCGUACAGCAUCAUCGCCCCCAUCAUCAUGCUCUUCACCUUUGCCGGGUUUUCGCUGGUUUACAUUGCAUUCUUGUACAACGCAACCUACGUCUUUGGAAAAAGUGCCGACGGCCUGGGCAGAUACUAUCCACGGGCCCUUUUCCAGACCAUGGUGGGCAUUUAUCUCGGAGAAAUUGCUUUGCUCGGCAUGUUUGCCGUGUCCAAGACCUGGGGCUGUAUCGUGCUGGAGGCCAUUCUGAUCGGCUUCACCGUUUUUGUGCAUCUUCAUCUCAACAAGGCGUACGACCAUCUGAUGACGGUAGUGCCAAAUACGGUGAUGAGACCGCUAGAUGGCGUGAGCGAGACUCUGUCGUGGACCGCUCCGCACGCCAACAGACAGUUCAACGAGCAAGCUCUGAGCUCGUGCAUUGACUUCAAGGAACAGAUGCUAAUGGCCGAAGAGCAGAGAGAGGAGUACAGAGACUCCAAAGUGCAAAAUUACAAGGCGUUCCAUGUUCCGUUGCUCGUGGAAGGUGACGACUAUGAUGACAGAAAACUGAGCCUAAUCACCCGGAUUCUGAGACCACACAAGCAUUACACAUUCAAGAAGCUCAAGGCGUACCUUCCCCCUGCAUUCUACGACUUCCCCGAGGAGGACCCCGAAUGGGUCAAGCAUGCGUACGAUCUGCCAGAUAGAAGCGCAGCAUGUCCGACACUGUGGAUUCCACGGGAUCCAAUGGGCCUCUCGGGCAAGGAGAUAAAGAACCUGCACGGCGCGAUCAAGGUGAGCGACGAGAACGCUCAGUUUGAUAAGAAGGGCAAAGUCGUGUGGACGGGUCCGCCACCAGAGUGA
Messenger RNA from Ogataea parapolymorpha DL-1, 2574 nucleotides. RefSeq lists its product as uncharacterized. NCBI's taxonomy places the organism in Eukaryota, Fungi, Ascomycota, Pichiomycetes, Pichiales, Pichiaceae. Gene Ontology annotation, cellular component: plasma membrane. The record is from RefSeq and is a predicted model, not a curated record. The transcript has a single exon. Gene Ontology annotation, molecular function: calcium-activated cation channel activity. The coding region runs from base 1 to 2574 and encodes 857 amino acids.